AUGGACGGUGAGAAGAAGAGGCAGUUUUGGCAGGAUUUGGAUGAGGUGGUGAGAGGCGUACCUAGCUCUGAGAAGAUUAUUAUGGCAGGGGAUUUCAAUGGGCACAUCGGGGCGUUACUGGAAGGCUUUGGCGAUGUGCAUGGUGGUUUUGGUUUUGGGGUGAGAAAUAAUGAAAGAGCUACUCUGUUGGACUUUGAGAAGUCCUAUGGGCUGGUGGUGGUGAAUUUGAGCUUUUCUAAUAAGGACGAUCACUUGAUCACCUUUCGAAGCACGAUAGCCAAGACCCAAAUUGACUAUUUGCUGCUUAAGAAAGGGGAUAGGGUGUUGUGUAAGAAUU
Molecule: messenger RNA, 337 nt
Organism: Capsicum annuum
Lineage: Eukaryota; Viridiplantae; Streptophyta; Magnoliopsida; Solanales; Solanaceae
Exons: 1
Biological process (GO): chromatin remodeling
Cellular component (GO): nucleus
Source: RefSeq, a predicted model, not a curated record